ACGCAGGCAAGGCUCGGGACGCGGGGCUGCGGGCGCGGGAUGCUGGGCGCAAGGUGGCGGGCACCGCGCGGUGCUCUCUCCCCUGCCUCCCGCCUCGCCGAAAGUUUUCCCGCGGUGUCCCCUGCAGCGUCCAGGUGACCGGAAUCCCUAGGACGGGUUCUUCCAGAGGACGGAGGCUGUGCCUAGAGCCGGCUGGAAUUACAGCCUCCCCUUCUCAUGAAAAGCAAGAGGAAGAAUGGACUACAGUCACCAAACAUCCCUAGUCCCAUGUGGACAAGAUAAAUUCAUUUCCAAGAAUGAACUUCUCCUGCAUCUGAAGACCUACAACUUGUACUAUGAAGGCCAGAAUUUGCAGCUCCGACACCGUGAGGAAGAAGAUGAGUUCAUCGUGGAGGGGCUGCUGAACAUCUCCUGGGGGCUGCGCCGGCCCAUUCGUCUGCAGAUGCAGGAUGACAAUGAACGCAUCCGCCCCCCUCCCUCCUCCUCCUCCUGGCACUCCGGCUGUAACUUGGGGGCUCAGGGCACCAUCCUGAAGCCCCUCACCAUGCCCGACAUUCAGAUCUCAGAGGUGGAUGCCCCGGCCGAGAGUGACCAGAUGGCGAGCCCCACAGACUCCAGGGGCCUGAAGCCCUUGCAGGAAGACACCCCGCAGCUGAUGCGCACACGUAGUGAUGUGGGGGUGCGUCGCCGUGGCAAUGUGAGGACACCCAGCGACCAGCGGCGAAUCAGACGCCACCGCUUUUCCAUCAAUGGCCAUUUCUACAACCACAAGACGUCUGUGUUCACACCGGCUUACGGCUCAGUCACCAACGUCCGGAUCAACAGCACCAUGACCACCCCGCAGGUCCUGAAGCUGCUGCUCAACAAGUUUAAGAUUGAGAAUUCAGCGGACGAGUUUGCUUUGUAUGUGGUCCAUACUAGUGGUGAGAAACAGAAGCUGAAGAACACGGAUUACCCGCUGAUUGCCCGAAUCCUCCAGGGCCCAUGUGAGCAGGUCUCCAAAGUGUUCCUUAUGGAGAAGGACCAGGUGGAGGAAGUCACUUAUGAUGUGGCCCAGUAUAUAAAGUUCGAGAUGCCUGUCCUUAAAAGCUUCAUUCAGAAGCUCCAAGAAGAAGAAGACCGGGAAGUGAAGAAGUUGAUGCGCAAGUACACCGUGCUCCGGCUGAUGAUUCGGCAGAGGCUGGAGGAGAUAGCUGAGACCCCAGCAACAAUCUGAGCCACAAGAAGGGGAUCCAGACACCACAGGGGCUGCUGUUGAUAUAAGAUGCACAGGAAGCUGGGUGCAUUCCUUCCAUGGAUAUGUUUAAAUGCAAAUUUCUCCAAGCCACCAUUGGCUGCCCCGAGCAGGAUGAAGAAGCCAGCAGGCAACUCCCCAUCCUCAAGUCCCUGCACUGUUUUCUUUAUUCACAAAGACUUCUGAUUUUUGUUAUACAGAAGACCCAAAAUAUGAGUGUGUGUGUGUGAGCGUGUGUGUGAGCGUGUGUGCACAGAGCAUAUAACCACGUGCCUACCUGGUAUUUUCACAUGCAGUUAAAUUCCCAGCAAUCAGCACAUGUGCCAUGAGGCUGGCAGAUGUGCUGCUCAUGGCCAGGAAAGUCAGGGCAGUCACCGAUCUGAGGAGCUUUAUGCUUAAGAAAAGAUUUAUCCCCUCAAGUUCCGAGGAGCAGCCACACAUAUCUGCCCCUCUUUAGAAGGGUAAGGCUCCCCAUCUGGGAUAUUUAUAUGGGAGUAGAGAUUCUCCCUGUGUGUCUACAAGGAUGGGAGAAUGUGAGAGAUCCUUGGAGAGUAGCAAAAUGAUAACCAUGCUCUUGGGGUAGGCCCAGUGGAAAGAGAUCCAUCCUGGGGUAGAUGCAAUAAGCCCACAAGUUUUUACACUGGAAACUCUGAUUGUUUUAAAUAACAAAGAUAUAUGUGAGGGUCUGUGUAGGGUCUGCCUCCUUCCCCACUUCCAUGGCCACCUCAAGGGGACAGAAAGGGAAGCUGAUGUUUCAGCCCAGCAAGCUGCAGACCCCACCUCUUUGGUGCCUCCUUGAGUUGAAGGAAGGGUCUCAUGAAAUAUGUCUCACUGGUUUGUACCUGGCACUGACCAGCUAGCAUAGCCAGGGCUUGGCCUUGUUCUGAGAUGGAGGCUAGGGAGUUUCCCUCUGGGGAAAUGUAGAGGCUCCUUGCACAAAUGGCAGGGGUCUGUGAUACCAGCCCAUUUUCACAUCCUCAAGGGGGUCUUCCUGCACAUAGCUGAGGCUAUGUGUUUGGAGUCAAGGCUUUAUUUUUUCAGCCACUGGAUUGUUGCCCAUUGUCUUGGCCUCGUGCAUGGUGAUGGAUUCCAAGAACGAGGUCUUGUUCUGCUACUGACUGAGCAUGGGGUUCUGGGAAGCCUUUGGGCUGCCCUGUGAAGGUGCACAGGGAGGAUGGAGCUUCUGUCUCAGCCACAUGAGCAAUCUUUAGAGCAGACCCCAGUGGGGAAAAAGGGCAGGGACAGUUUGUCCCCUGUGGUCCCUGUUGGGAAGACCGUGAGGCAGCUGGGCACCGGAGUGACUGAUGCAGUUUGCAGAGGGAGAGACGAAUGCUUGGAGCAGGAAGCCUGACUGUGGACAUGAACCAAGCCAGGCCAGGAGCUCCAAACAGGAGAUGUCUGAGCCUUGUUGGGGUAGGGACACCCCCAUCCUGUACCUCCUCCCCAAGGAAGGUUUGGAGCACUGCACACUUGUGGAAAGGACAGCCACUAAUGUAUGCAGUGCCGUAAGGAAGGCAGACCUCUGCAGAAGAACUGGGCCCACCCUGGGGCCCCUCCUGCCCCCUGCCCACAUGGUGGUUUCCACAGCUUCUUUAGAUGGCUCACAGCUGUGGUUUCAUUGUUGACUUUCAAAAAGAUGGCAGGCUGCCAGCUGGCAUCAUGCCUGGGGUCUCCUAGCAAGCCGGCCUCUGCGGGGACAGCGCUGCCAGCCCUGCAGGGCAUGGACUGAAAAUCCAGAGGGCCUUUUUUUCAACCAUGUACCUUGGCAGGCUUCUGCAAAAUGCACAGAGAAAACUGGGGGUUGGGGGAGACGUUAUCUUUGUUAUGGAUGGGAAAGAGCAGUUCUUUGAAUGCAAACUUGCUUCCUGAGUUUUGCAUUUGAGAAAAUGACUUGGGAAACUUCUCUUCCAAUUAUAUUUAUUUUGAAUGUUCAAAGCCUUUGUUGGCUCUGAUAAUUCUCCUUGGGGGUCCACAAAGCAAGUUACUAACCACUAUUAUUGGACAGCUUUUUCUGUUUUUUCAAAUUUCUCUUUAAUUUGCACUAGCACUCUGAUAGUGUUAAAUAUGGAAAUGUUGCAAAAGAUCAGGUUUGCCAGAUCACUUCCUAAGAAAGUGAUGCUAAGGUAGACUUGACUUUUUAGAGAUGAGGUGUUGGUGUGGAAGUGAGGGGAAAAUCCCAUCUUACAAAUACAUUCUACUUAAUGCAGGCCACACUUUUCCACUUUGGCUCACCCCAGUUAGAGAUCAUUUCUCACAUCCUAAUAACACAAUCAUGAAUUUUGGAAAGGUUCUUUGAGACGGCAAUGGCUGAAACAGAGACACUGCCAAGGUGUGGAGCCGGAUUUUCUCACUGGUAUCACAUGGCCUUGCAGCUUUGAACCCCUCCACCGAUUUGUGUGGGUUUAUGUAACUGUGUGCAAUGAACCUGAAAUCGUGUGAGGAACAAAAGGCCAAUUUAUAGGUUUUUCCUGACUUGUGAAAAGCAAUAGAGCCACAUCUGGCUUUCUUGUUCCAGGGGCUUAUGUUACAAGGGGAUCAAAUGAAGGAAAAGCUGGAGUCCAUGUGGCUGGGAGGGACGCCUGUUCUCCCAGGUGAUGGUGGAACGAAGCACAAGGGCACAUGCUCGAUCACCUGAGUAGGAGGGUGAUAGUUAAGUAGGGGAGGGGUCCCUUGGGGUGGGGCUGAAAAGCACAAGCAACCGGCAGACCUGUGCGGGCUCACCUGUGUCUGCUGGUGAGGAGUGUGCACACUGGUCUCUGGGCUGCGUGGAUUUUGGAGGUUGAAGGGAGAGGAUCUCGGAUUAGCCACCCACCCACAUGAAAAAUGCUGAGGCCUGAAGUUGAGGUUUUGGCCUGAGAUUUCAAGGAGAAAUAUUUUCACCCUUCCCUCCUCUCUACCAAAAAGAAAACAAUAGUUUCUCUUUGAGAUCUCCAGAUAAAGACAUUUUAUCAUCAGUAUAGAUAGGACUUUGGCAUAUAAUGACAAAAAGAAAAAAAAAUCUGUUCUCAGAUGCAAAAAUGGCUUGGCAAGCAAGAAUCCUUUUGUGGAGCUGAGUGGUUAUUUCAGAGAGGAGAGUUAGAAAGAAAAGGGCAAGAAGCCUUUAAGAGAAUUUCUCCUUAAAGAAAAAAAAAUGAUUUGAAAUCUCCAUAGCAUGGAGAACAUGGUGCCAUAUCUCCAAGAGAGAAAUUUCUAUAUAACAAGUGAAUUGCAGUGUCUCCGUGACCAAACCAUGAUGUGGGGGCUCCUGGGAUCUCCCCAGGCUUCCUUAAUGCAGGAGCACACAUUUUGGAGUCUUGCUUGAGUAAGAUGAGAUGAGAAAUGAUUUUCUAGAGAGGCAGAAAUAGAAACAAAUGUGGCACCCCUUCUUUAGGUAGAAUUAAAAGUGUUUUUACCCUGUCAUGGGGGGUUACAGUGUCCUUGUGUUUUCACCAAGCACAAGACACAAACAAACUGAAGGGAAAGCAUCAGUUUACCCUUGGAGCCUUCCCGGCAGAUUGCAGGCCUGGUUCCCAGGUGGAUGGUUUCUGGUGUGUUACCGCUAGUGUUUCUUAAGGGUUUCCCCACUUGUUUUAGCUUUGUGAAGUAUUCUUUUCCUAAUCAUGACUUGCCUUUCCGCAAUGGUACAUGACCUGGUUCAAUGUUUGGUUCUAAAGUUAGAAACGGAUGCAUCGAGAUAUCUUAACCUAAUUUGACAAGGCCUCAGUAGGGAGCCAUACAUUUCUGUAACAUUUUGAUGUUUUAAUGCACCUGACUUAGAUCUUGUUGAAAUAAAGCACUUUUCAAA
Molecule: messenger RNA, 5018 nt
Organism: Manis pentadactyla (Chinese pangolin)
Lineage: Eukaryota; Metazoa; Chordata; Mammalia; Pholidota; Manidae
Gene: RASSF2
Product: Ras association domain family member 2
Exons: 12
Coding region: 236-1216 (326 amino acids)
Biological process (GO): positive regulation of JNK cascade; regulation of non-canonical NF-kappaB signal transduction; signal transduction
Cellular component (GO): cytoplasm; nucleus
Source: RefSeq, a predicted model, not a curated record